This is a messenger RNA of Aureococcus anophagefferens, 243 nucleotides long. RefSeq lists its product as hypothetical. The transcript has a single exon. Gene Ontology annotation, molecular function: RNA binding. The annotation marks the transcript as partial. Lineage: Eukaryota; Pelagophyceae; Pelagomonadales; Pelagomonadaceae. The record is from RefSeq and is a predicted model, not a curated record.
GACCAGGCGAGCUUGCGCGUGACGAACAUCUCGGAGGACACGUGCGAGGCGGAUCUGCAGGUGCUCUUCGCGCCCUACGGCCGCAUCGCGCGCAUCUACCUCGCCAAGGACCGCGAGACCAUGGUCUCCCGCGGCUUCGCCUUCGUGUCCUACAUCCACCGCCAGGACGCGGAGCGCGCGAUGGCCGCGCUGCAGGGCCACGGCUACGACCACCUCAUCCUCAAGAUCGAGUGGGCCAAGCCG